Molecule: messenger RNA, 1294 nt
Organism: Bufo gargarizans (Asiatic toad)
Lineage: Eukaryota; Metazoa; Chordata; Amphibia; Anura; Bufonidae
Gene: C10H11orf68
Product: chromosome 10 C11orf68 homolog
Exons: 3
Coding region: 167-892 (241 amino acids)
Source: RefSeq, a predicted model, not a curated record
UGAACCGCGUUUGUCGGGACAGACCCAUUUUUAGAGUGACGAAACCAGUAACGCUCCGCCUCCAAACGUCAAAUAUGGCUGAUGUCGUCUAGGUAACCGGAGGCCUGAACCGGAAGUUUAGUAUUGAAGACAGGUGACCGCGGAGACUUGCUACGACUGUUUAAACAUGUUGCAUUGGGAGGAUGGUGAACGAGGAUCAAAAGGAGCAGAAGACUAUGCUGCUGAAUCCAUGGCUGCAGAUAUGGAUCCCUGGAUAAUCUUUGAUGCUCGUAAGACCCCACGAGCAGAGUUUCAUGAGUGGUUAGAAACGUACCGUCCUUCUAGGGUCCCUCGUUUUGGUGACCCUGAAGAAGAAUCUGGACCAGUAGGGUGGAUAGCAGUGUAUGGCCCAGGUUACUGCCCACACGCUGAAGGUGUCAAGGAACUUCAGGAUGCCUGGGAAAAGAUCCAGAGUACAGGGCACAAGAUUGAUUAUGACAUUGUUCGUCAAUUAGCUCUUAAUCAUGGAGUAAUAUCUGGGAAAUGGCUUAUUCAUUUAGACACUGGAUUCAAAGUUGACUAUGCCUGGCAAGGAAUAGCUACUGCAGUAGUAGAAGGUCGGCUUAGUGUAGCCAAAGUGAGCCCUCGCCAUCAUGAAAGUAAGCAUGUUAUAUGUGUGUACACUGAAGACUUCACAGAUGAAGAAGCGAUCAUGCAGACAGAUGCUGUAAUUCGGAGUUCAGGUGUAAAAUGUUUACUGACUUACAAGCCAGAUGUGUACUCCUAUUUAGGCAUUUACAGAAACAAUCAGUGGCAGAUAUGCCCCACUAUCUAUGAAAGCCGAUUUGAUUUAGAAUGCAUUCCUCGCCGGUCCAGAGUUACCAACAAGGUAACCAACUUAGAAGUGACUUAAAGAAAUCUCAAUAUAAUUUUUAUUACUGCUCAAGUAAAUAUUUUGGUCUGUUCAUUUAUUAAUUUUGCCUGACCCUCUAACAGUAUUGUGCCUGUAAUAUUAAGUAAAUAUUCUCAUUUUUUUUUUCCCCUUUUGUGAAUGUGUUUAUUAUAAAUGUGUGUGAAUGUGGUGUUUAUUUAGUUGUUGUUGUGCAUUGCAUCUCUUAAUUGCACACAUAUAGGGUAGUAAGCAUUGUUGUAUGCAAAUUGGACUAAAUGGCUAAAUUUCAGCUAUACACCAGUGGUUCUUGGUGCAUAGUUGGUCGCCAGGGGCAUUAAAGUGGUUCUGCACUUUGUUUAAAGUGAUGAUCUAUCCUCUGGAUAGAUCAUCAGCAUCUGAUCGGCGAGGGUCUGACACCCGGGA